AUGAUGGCCGACAAAGAAAGUGACAAUCAGGACGAGGUUAGCACAACCGCUAAUGCAACGUCACAAGACGCCGAACCAUCGUGUUCUGGCGACUGGUAUGAAGAAGAGGGUGAACCUAUAUCAGCAAUGGGAAUGUCUCUAGAUCAUAAUGCUGCGGCUGAGGAGGAACAACUCAGUGCUACCGUUGAAAAUACGGUACGUUCACACAUUGCAAACUCAGCUGCAAGGCGCAAAGCAUAUCAACAGGAGCGAAUGCAGAGAGCAGUCCAGCAUGGUCCACAGCCAAGUUGCGCCGAAGUCUCGUCGCCACCCCUUGACGGCGGAGCCACUGUUGCUGUGGAGAGUGCGGGUGACGGCACGCAGUCUCAUGAGUGUGAAAAGCGGUUCGCUUCACGUGAAGCGCACUCUGACUACGGGUUCGACUCCGAUGUGCAAAGCUUUGCAGAUAUUGAAUUUGGUCUCUUUGAUGAUCUUAUAUAUUAG
Angiostrongylus costaricensis is the source of this 483-nucleotide messenger RNA. NCBI's taxonomy places the organism in Eukaryota, Metazoa, Nematoda, Chromadorea, Rhabditida, Metastrongylidae. The record is from the annotation of a GenBank genome assembly.